AUCUCUUUUGUCUUUUGAUCGUGUUUCAUGCCUGCUUGAAGUCAUGCAUCAGUCCAUGGCCAAAGUCCGCGGCAACGAAAAAACCCUAGAUUCUUACACCGUCAAAGCCAUUAACGAAUCCAUAAGACCCGGCGAUUGCGUGUUCAUGCGAUCUCCCAAUCCUUCGAAGCCACCGUACAUAGCAAAAGUGGAUAAGAUCGUAUCCGACGACAACGGAAGCAACGUGAAAGUUCACAUCCGGUGGUACUACCGGCCGGAGGAAUCAAAAGACGGCAAACAACCAUUUCACGGAAGCACAGAAGUAUUCAUUUCCGAUCACCGUGAUGUUCAAAGCCCUGAUACAAUCGAAGGCAAGUGUAAGGUUCACACUUUCAAGAGCUAUACAUCACUCGAUGACAUUGGCAACGACGAUUUCUUCUGUCGUUUUGAGUAUCAUUCUUCCACCGGAGACUUCACUCCCAAUAGCGUAGCAGUGUACUGCACGUGUGAAAUGCCUUACAAUCCUGAUCAGUUCAUGAUCCAGUGUGAUGGCUGCACUGAUUGGUUUCAUCCUGAUUGUUUAAAGAUGACAGUGGAUGAGGCUAAAACAAUUGAACACUUAUUUUGUCGAAGCUGUUCAUCUGAAGAACAAAGGAUUCUCCAAAACCCUCGUGCUAAUUCCAGGAAUUCAACCAUGAAGGUGGAGACAAAACGUCGUCGAAGGUAAUAUGCACAGGUUUAAUGUAUUAAAAGUUAAAACUCUUGUUGAAGAUAGCAGCAAUAGUAGGUUGAUGUGACUUAUGAGAUGGAAACUAGGGUUUGAAUAUCAUAAUCUUUGUGAAUAUGAUUUGAUUUUGUUUGAAGUUUAUGAGUUUGGUACUUUGGUGGCCUAUGAUGAUUAUGUUUUUUAAGUAAAUUAAGUUUCUUGUUUAAUGUA
Messenger RNA from Lactuca sativa (garden lettuce), 916 nucleotides. Its product is annotated as chromatin remodeling protein SHL. The record is from RefSeq and is a predicted model, not a curated record. NCBI's taxonomy places the organism in Eukaryota, Viridiplantae, Streptophyta, Magnoliopsida, Asterales, Asteraceae. Gene Ontology annotation, molecular function: chromatin binding.